This is a messenger RNA of Onthophagus taurus, 1677 nucleotides long. RefSeq names its product RNA polymerase II-associated factor 1-like protein antimeros (gene atms). Gene Ontology annotation, biological process: transcription elongation by RNA polymerase II. Gene Ontology annotation, cellular component: Cdc73/Paf1 complex. NCBI's taxonomy places the organism in Eukaryota, Metazoa, Arthropoda, Insecta, Coleoptera, Scarabaeidae. Gene Ontology annotation, molecular function: chromatin binding; RNA polymerase II complex binding. The record is from RefSeq and is a predicted model, not a curated record.
AAUCGUUUAAUAAUUUUUAGUAAAUCGAAACAACGCUUGUUGAAGUGUCAAACGUCAAAUUGAUAACCACAAAAAGUGCUACAUUUAUUUAUUUAAUCAUUAAAAAUGCCUCCAACUAUCCAAAACGGGAAUAACCCCCAAACGGAUAAACGCCCCGUGAAACCCGGCCAAGGAGAACGACGAUCCGAAUUGAUUUGUAAAGUUAAAUAUUGCAACACCCUCCCAGACAUUCCGUUUGAUUUAAAGUUUAUUGCUUACCCUUUUGAAUCAACAAGGUUUAUUCAAUACAACCCAACAUCGUUAGAGCGAAAUUAUCGCUAUGAAGUUUUAACAGAGCAUGAUUUAGGAGUUGCGAUCGAUUUAAUCAACAAAGACGUUUACGCAGUUGAGCCCGGUUCUUUACUCGACCCCGCCGAUGAAAAACUGCUUGAAGAAGACAUUUUAACACCGCAAGAUUCGAAAAGAUCUCGCCAUCAUGCUCGUUCUGUGUCAUGGUUACGCCGAACGGAAUAUAUUUCCACAGAACAAACUCGCUUUCAACCCCAAACGAUGGAUAAAGUUGAAGCGAAAGUCGGUUAUAGCAUCAAAAAGAAUUUAAAGAAUGAGACUUUGUAUAUGGAUCGCGAUUCGCAAAUUAAGGCGAUUGAAAAGACGUUUGAAGAUUCGAAGGUGGUUAUAGAGAAGCAUUAUAGUAAGCCGAAUGUUGUUCCAGUUGAAACACUUCCGGUUUAUCCAGAUUUUAAAUUGUGGAAGUAUCCUUGUGCUCAAGUCAUUUUUGAUAGCGAUCCAGCCCCGGUUGGAAAACAAAUGCCCGCUCAAUUAGAAGAAAUGUCUCAGGCGAUGAUUCGAGGUGUUAUGGAUGAAAGUGGCGAGCAAUUCGUUGCCUACUUUCUCCCAGUUGAAGAAACCUUACAAAAACGUCGCGAAGAUUUUGCUAAUUUCAUUCCAUACCAAGAUGACGAAGAAUACGAAUACAAAAUGGCUCGUGAAUACAAUUGGAAUGUUAAAAGUAAAGCAAGUAAAGGUUACGAAGAAAACUAUUUCUUAGUUAUGAGACAAGAUGGGAUUUAUUACAACGAACUCGAAACUCGCGUCCGUUUAAGUAAACGCCGUCAAAAAAUAGGCCAAGCCCCCAGCAACACUCGUUUGGUCGUUAAGCAUCGCCCCAUGGACGAACAAGAAUUCCGAAUGCAACGUUAUCGCGAAAAACAACUCGAACCGCCCGGCGAAGAAGAAGAUGAACCAGAAAUGGAACCCCAAGUUGAAGAUACACAAAAUCAAGACGAUUCGGAAAAAUCAGAUGCAUCCCGAGCAUCGUCUCCGUCAUCUGAACGAUCUAAAUCAAGGUCGAAAUCUAAAUCGAGAUCGCGUUCGGUUUCUCCCGCAAAAUCUAAAUCGAAAAGCCGUUCAAGGUCGCGAUCUAAAUCACCUUCUAGGUCAAAAUCUCGAUCAAGAUCUUCUUCGAGGUCGAAAUCUAGAUCGAGAUCGGCGUCGAAAUCGCCGUCAAGGUCUAGAUCAAGAUCAAAAUCGGCUUCGAAAUCACCAUCAAGGUCUAGGUCGGGAUCUGAGUCAAGAUCUGGGUCAGGGUCGGAAUCAGGGGAUAAAUCUGACAGUGAAUAAAUAAUUCAUUAAAAUGUUAUCUAACAAUUAAUUAAUUAAUAAAAAUUAAUGAUAAAU